Messenger RNA from Saccostrea cuccullata (small rock oyster), 2276 nucleotides. RefSeq lists its product as uncharacterized. Gene Ontology annotation, molecular function: protein binding. Gene Ontology annotation, biological process: regulation of apoptotic process. The record is from RefSeq and is a predicted model, not a curated record. Lineage: Eukaryota; Metazoa; Mollusca; Bivalvia; Ostreida; Ostreidae. The coding region runs from base 178 to 2019 and encodes 613 amino acids. The transcript is spliced from 7 exons.
UACACCCCAUUCAUCACUAGGUCAUCAUGGCACCCAUUCUUCAUUAUUCAUUUUGCUUCUAAAAUUUAAUCUUAAUUUCUCAAAACGUUUAUUUUGAUCCAUUAGACAGUUUUUAUUUUACAUAGAUAAGGAAUCUUUCUCAUCAAAGAAUGGUAAAUAAACUAGGAUAAUAUACAAAUGGGCUCAAAACUUACAGACCUCGCUGACCUGAAACCUUCAGCUGAUUAUGCAUUGAACUCAUUUCUGAUUGGAAUAAGUGACGAGUUGCUUGAAAGUGAUUUGGAAAAACUGAAAUUUCUUUGCAGAGGAAAAUAUGGUAUUGGAAAGGCAAGGCUUGAAAAGGUUAAAUCUGCAUUGGAUUUAUUUGAAAUCCUACGAGAGAAAGAACUGCUCAAUGAAAACAACAUCAUAACACUUCAAAGCAUGCUCUGGAUGCUACCAAGGAAAGAUCUUCAAAAGAGAUUUGUUGAAUUUGCGGAUUCACUUGACUCAAGCAUUCAUUUUGUCGUCCCGAAAGAAACACCAGAAAACGGCUUCAAAUAUCUGAAAUUUCACAUACGGGGAAAGAACCUCAACAACUAUGGAAGAACAGAACUGGAAAGGCUUCGCUCAAUGGUAGCAGAACUGCUUUUAGUUCCAAAGGAAUUUAUCAUCAUAUCCGGAAUCGAACCUUCAAACAGCCUAGUUAUCACCAUAAUGGUACCAGAAGAAUUUGCAAGCAGAGUGUUGUUUUCAGAUCCACACAAAUUAGCUAUGCUGAAUGAGGUGUCUGUAAGCCACGUAGGACUAGACGAGGAUGUGGUUUGGGUGCAAGAGGAUGCACAUACUCAUCUAUUAACAGAAGACAAUAUGGGGGAAGAAGCACGAAGUUUGAUGCUCAGACAAAAUCAAAUGGAAAGAGAGUUAGAACAGGCACACAGUAAAAUAGCCACUCUGACCACACAAAUUGAUGAUAUGAAGAAAAAUGAUCGGUCUCAAUGCAUGUUGUAUUUUUUGGCUGUUUUGAUUCAACAAAUGCAUGAUGUUUAUAUAAACAUUAUGAAAGCAAGUAAAUUUAUGAAAGAGUGUGCCUUGGAUCCUGUUGAUAGUCUUCAGAAAUUAUGUGUCCUUAGACGAUUUCGAUAUCAGCUAGAAAAAGUAAGAAAGUUGGGUUAUGAUGAAAAUAUUGUCUACGAUUUGCUGGAUGCCCAAGCAUUGGUUUUUCAAUGGCAAAAACAUGAAAAAUCAGAUAUAACUAUAGUAGAUCUUGCAAAUACCAUCAGAGAACUUGAAAGAAAACUUGCCAUGGUUUCUUGGGAAAGAGACAAACUUGCAUAUUAUCACGGUAUCGGGAUUCAGGAUAAGGUGAUGUCAAAAAGAGAUGAAUAUUGCUUUUCAGCCUUACGGGAAAAUAUUGGUAUACCCUUCAUGAUUGAGCAAAGAACUGAAAUGGAAAUCCCUGAAGAGUGCAUCGAAUAUGUAUUCAAACGCUUGGACAAAGACAUUUCUAAAGAUGAUCUGAAAAUACUCUUGGAAAAAAUCAAUGUAACUGGAAAGCCAAAACGUUAUGCUGCCUUGUCUGGCUAUCAAUACUUAAAAACAGCCCACGAUAUUCAGCGCAUGCAUGGUAAAGGCAUUGAACUAAGAUCUUUUGUGCAAUAUUACUUGGCAGACCCUCUACAAAGAACCGAUUUUCUGGAGAAAUUAAGAAUCUACGUGAAUGAAUUCAUUUCAAACUCUCAGACUACUACAGGCGGUCGUAGAAAAGCUGAGCGGCGUAAACCACAGACAUAUGUUAUUCGCAAGGGAUCCGGAAAUAAGAAGUCAGCUAUGCCCCGCUCGCAGAAUCGGGUUGUGAAUGAUGCAGAAGAAAAGCAAAGUUAUGGCGAAAUUAAGGAAAUGCUCUCAGAGCUUAAAGAGAUGCUAAAGACGCAGGUAUCUAAAAAUGCGUUCCAAACAAACAAAAAUGCCGUUUUUAAUGGAUACAGAGCUCUCUUUGAUCCAUCAAAACGUAUUCCAAUGGAAUCUAAAUCCUUUUGACAGAUUAAUUGAUUCGGAAUAUGAUAAAAGUAAAGUAAUCAGUAUUUUUCAUAUAUCUGACACCAGGGAGACAUUUUAUAAUUCAAAUUCAAAACAGACUUGUGCAGAUUUUGUAUGAGUAUGCACUAUCUAAAAUUAGCAAUUUCAAUUUAACAAACAAUAGUGUAGUAGUGGUUUGAGAAAAGUAUGUGUCUUUCUGUCAAUUCAUUGGAAUUUUUUAAGCUUUUUAGAAAAUAUUAAAGUCUAAUUUCAUAAUA